AGUGGCCCUUCUAGCCCGGCUUCUUGUUGGUGGGGCUACACCAAAACGAAAGCCGGCAGGGGAGCGUAUGGAGACGAAACCAUUGGCGUUCCGAAAUGUCCCUCUUCCUCGGGGAAGGGGCGGGAGUGCGGUUUUUAAAGAGACAGGCAGACAUUUUCCUUUCCGAACCUGAACAGAGUAGCUGAAGGUUGCGGAAACCGGGGGAAGCUGCGUGCAUUGGGCCGAAGCAGGAAGGCAACAAGCGGGGAGCGGGAGCCUCCGAGUCCGUCGUGAGGACGAGAAAGAGCGGGCGGAGCACGAGGGGCUCCUGCAGCGGGUGGGCGCUGCGGGGUCCGAGCUUUGCAUCGGCUCUUGGGGCUGGAGCGGGGCUUGCAAGGAGGCUCCGCCGCCGGAGCAACAGCUGGCCGCGAGAUGAAGCAAGAAAACAUCUUCCUCUUCGUCCCCAACCUCAUCGGUUACGCCCGCAUCAUCUUCGCUUUUGUUGCGUUCUAUUUUAUGCCAACCUCCCACAUAAUAGCAUCCUUCUUUUACCUCCUAAGUGGUUUCCUUGAUGCCUUCGAUGGCUAUGCGGCUCGGGCCCUGGACCAAGGCACCCGCUUUGGCGCCAUGCUGGACAUGCUGACGGACCGCUGCGCCACCAUGUGCCUGCUGGUGAACCUCGCUAUGCUCUACCCUGAAUCUGCCCUUUGGUUCCAACUCAGCAUGAGCCUUGACGUCGCCUCCCACUGGCUCCAUCUCCACAGCACCGUGGUAAAAGGUGGGGAGAGCCACAAGACCAUUGACUUGUCAGGGAAUCCAAUCCUGCGGGUGUAUUACAGCUCCCGGACUGUCCUCUUCAUCAUGUGCGCUGGGAAUGAGCUCUUCUACUGCAUGCUCUAUUUGCUGUGUUUUGGGGAAGGACCAGAAAUCCUGCCCGGACAGGCUGGUCUCUACCGCCUGGUCCUGUGGGUUUCUGCCCCCAUCGCCAUCACCAAGAGCCUCAUCAGCCUGGUCCACUUGAUCUGCGCCUCGUGCAACAUGGCUGCUCUGGACGUUGCGGAACGCGCGAAGAGGAAGUAGCGUCAAACGACCCCAGCGGAGGGGCAGAAGCACCACUCCCUUUCACGCUUGAAGUGGGACCAGCUUACCAUCCCUUGCCGUGACAGGGUUAGCCACUCCACAUGCACAGCUCUUGCUUGAUGCGAUGACCCCACCUUCCCACGAAUGUAUAGGAUGAUGGGAAUACGUCCUGCUCCUCCCGGCUCCCUCCUGCAUUCCCAUGAUGCUUUGCACUUAGGAGAAGAUUGGCUGGCAGGGAGGAAUAUUGACUUCGCCUGUGGGCUGAAAUGGAGGGAUUGGAUCGACCAUUUUGAGGGCAGCUAAAUAGACCUUCGUUUCCAGCUUUUUGGUUUCUGUGCUUCAAAACUUGCUGUAUAUUUGGGUGGGGCAGGACAAAAUUCAGCCACAAAAGAAGUACCUUUUUGUUUCCUAAAAGUCCAUGGGAGUAUUGCUCUUGAGUUAGGAGGCCAUAUCAUUCCCAAAAUUCCCAAGUAUAUCUAAGCCUGGGCAGCAAAUGGAUUGGCCAGUUGGUGACCAUUUGAUUUGGAUUAUACAUUUGAAAAUGACUAUCCUAGGUUCCUAGGAAAGAAGCCCCAUUGAGGCUUGAGUUCUGUGUGCAGUAUUAUCCAUUUUAAGAUUAUCUCUGGCCGUAAAUUUCUGCAUCUGCUUUAGCCAAUGUUCCAUGUUGCUUAGACAUGCUUGGCCGUAAACAGCCAUUUGGAUCCUGCUACCAGAUUUGCUUACCUUCUCACAAUGCUUUGCUUGUGGGAGCAUCUGCAUUCAUGUUUCUGCUGUUGUUGGCUGUUUUUGCUACAUGGAGCUUUAGGCUUCUAAAUACCCUGGAGGAGCACAGGGCAUAGAGGAGCCAUUUUGUAGCAUUGCUAUUGAACAUUACCUUGGCCCGCUGUUUCUUCACACAACUUUCCCCAUCUUCUUUGCACGCAAUUUCAGACUGACCAUAGUUGAGAUUGGCUGUUCUUUCCCCCUCAAUCAUGCAUGUGCAAUUUUGAAAGAGUGCAGUAGAAUUUGAAUGUUGGGUAAACAUUGGGCAGUUUAGCAGCCAUCUUGCCCAGUCUGGCUUCUCUGUCCUUUCUUCCUCUGAAGGCAGGGCAAUUAUUUGUGGAUUUCUCCCUCUGUUUCUGAGCUCUUGGUAGUUCCCUGAGAUAUUCUGGGUCCUGUCCUUGCACACCUGUCUUCCUCUCUUCCCUUUCCUCAAUCAUUUGUGCAUGAACAUAAGUUGCCAUAUCACACCACAGUUCUGUUUUCCUCCAUAUGAUUUUUUUGGUUAUUAUCAGUGAUGGCUAGGUUUACAGUGACAUGGUAGCCAUCCUAGCCACUCCUAAGACCAAGUAGGGCCUUUGGCCCUCCAGAUGUUGCUGAACUGCAACUCCCAUCAGCCUCAGCAAGCAUGACCUGGGAUUAUGGGAGUUGUAGUUCAGCAUCAUCUAGAGGGCUAAAGGUUCCCCACAUCCACUUUAAAGCUUCCUUCUCUCAGCUCCCCACAAAAGCCAGUUCUUCCUUUUGACAAGAGGAGAUAGAGGUGACUAAUGACGGGGACUGUGGAGAUGGGAUUUGGCGGCCAUCUUAGAAAAACCACCUUAAGGACCUGAAGUGACACUAAGGACUUGGCAGCUGUAUUGGAGCAAACCAACUUCAGGUAACCUGCCCCAUGUCUUCAUAUAUUGAGCCAAACUAGAUUAUUAUUUGCUAGAAACUUCCCUCAUCCAAAUGGUGCGGUGGGGGCAGAGGGACGCACAGGUGCUGAGGGUAAUUAUUGCUUCUGUGGAUUGUCGCGUGCUGUCUCCUGCCGGAUGGGGAGCAGUUGUUACCUUGCCAUGUCCUCUCCUCUCCUUCGCAGCGUCACUGCCACACCCUCACAACCCCCAGUGGUGUGUAAUUUGUAUGUAGGUUUUUAAAAAUUAAGACUUGGUGCAAUAAGACACCCCCUCUCUCAACGGAGUGGGAGUUGCUGUAAUAAAGACAACUGUGUAACCAUU
Molecule: messenger RNA, 3035 nt
Organism: Podarcis muralis (Common wall lizard)
Lineage: Eukaryota; Metazoa; Chordata; Lepidosauria; Squamata; Lacertidae
Gene: CDIPT
Product: CDP-diacylglycerol--inositol 3-phosphatidyltransferase
Biological process (GO): phosphatidylinositol biosynthetic process
Cellular component (GO): Golgi apparatus; membrane
Molecular function (GO): CDP-diacylglycerol-inositol 3-phosphatidyltransferase activity
Source: RefSeq, a predicted model, not a curated record